GGCUGGUUUCACUUUUUAUUCGGAUGCUUAUUGACAGAAACAUUAUUAAUAUAUUUUAAUAUAGUCUAAUGCAACCUACAAACUAUUCUUUGGUGUUGAUAAAUGUUGUAGUUACUCCUUGGCGAUUAAUUUGCAUAUUCUGCAUUAAUUGUUUGGUGUUGCUAUAAAGUGUCAGAUAACACUAGGAUUGUCCAUCAUAACACCACACUUUGGAUGACAUUAAAAGAAAAGUAACAUGGCUCUGGUUACAACUGCAGAGAGAAUGUGGACAGCAUCUAUGACACCUGUCAAGAGCUUACAAGGUUGAUGUUUCCUCAACGGGUGCCCCCAGGGUCGCUUUCAAGCCUGACUGCUGACAGCUCGCCACCUCUGUCAGGCUCUUGAGUGAACUGAUCGAUCGCCUUCAGCUUAACAAGACAGUACACAAGGUUCCGCUGUGUCUGGCAGCGGUUGAGCCAAGCAGCCUCUGUGUUGGCGCGAGUCCAACCGUGUCACCAUGGACACGGAGUCCACCUACUCGGGCUAUUCCUACUACUCCGGGCGCUCCCGGAGCUCCCAUAGACAUGGGGAGCGAAGCCGGGACCACCACAAGUCACGCAGUAAAGACAGCCGCUCAGAAAAGUCCGUAACAAUUAACAUGCCGCCUGCUGAGCCACUGCUGGGUGACUCGGCUGUUCGGGGUGAGCCGGUCCAGGAUGACAACUGGGGUGAGACCACCACAGCUGUCACAGGCACAUCAGAGCAUAGCCUCUCUCAGGAAGACAUUGUUCGCAUCACCAAGGACCUGGAGGACAGCGUAGGUCUUGACUGCCGCCGUUACUUGACCCUGACCCUGACUGUGAUCCUGGGCCUGCUGGUGUUCCUCACGCCGUUGGCCUUCCUGGUGCUUCCCCAUCUCCUCUGGCCCGAGAAGCUGCAGGGCUGCGGCACGGCCUGUGAGGGCCUCUUCAUCUCUGUGGCCUUCAAGCUGCUCAUACUGCUGCUGGCCAUCUGGGCCCUGUUCUUCAGGCCGCCACGGGCCGGCCUCCCUCGGGUCUUUGUAUUCCGGGCGCUACUCGCUGUGUUGGUGCUACUCCUUGUGGUCUCCUAUUGGCUGUUCUACGGAGUGAGAAUACUCGAUUCACAGGAUGAGAACUACCAGGGCAUUGUGCAGUACGCCGUGUCACUGGUGGACGCUCUGCUCUUCAUCCACUACCUGGCCAUCGUCCUGCUGGAGCUCCGGCAGCUGCAGCUGUGCUUCUCCGUGUGCGUCACACGGUCCACAGACGGAGAGACGAGGCACUACAACCUGGGGCAGCUCAGUAUUCAGCGGGCAGCCCUGGCUAUCUUAGAACACUACUACUGCGACUUCCCAGUUCAUAACCCGGCGCUGCUUUCUGCCUCCAAGUCCCGUGCCGCCAAGCACCUUGCUGGCCUCAAGGUCUACAACGUGGAUGGUGAGUGCCCAGAAGCCCCUGCUGAGGGUCCUGGGAAUAAUGCAGCAGCAGGACUGGCCCACUCCCAGUCCAGAGCCAUGAUUGCAGCCGCUGCCCGCCGCAGAGACUCUAGCCACAACGAGCUGUACUACGAGGAGGCGGAGCAUGAGAGACGUGUCCGCAAACGCAAAGCACGACUGGUGGUGGCAGUAGAGGAGGCGUUCACACAUAUCAAGCACAUGCAGGAGGAGGAGCAGAAGAAGGCUCCAGGGGAUGUGAUGGACCCCCGAGAAGCAGCACAGGCCAUCUUCCCCUCCAUGGCUCGGGCCCUGCAGAAAUACCUGAGGACCACCAAGCAGCAGCACUGCCACAGCAUGGAGAGCAUCCAGCAGCACCUAGCCUUCUGCAUCACCAACAGCAUGACGCCCAAGGCUUUCCUGGAGAGCUACCUGACGCCAGGCCCCACCCUGCGGUACAGUCGGGACCACUGGCUGGCCCGUCAGUGGACGCUGAUCAGCGAGGCGUCAGUCACCAGCGGCCUGAAAGACGGCACAGUCUUCCUGCUCAAGUGUGUGGACUUCAGCCUGGUGGUGACAUCCAAAAAGAUCCCCUACAUCCAGCUGUCAGAAGAGUACAUCGACCCCAAGUCACACAAGUUUGUUCUGCGGCUACAGUCUGAAACCUCUGUGUAGGACAGAACUUUUUUUGUUACUCCUGACACUGUUUGAUUGCUCUCAGAUGUUUUCAUUCUGACGUUGCAGUUUUAAUUUUUUACUUUUUGGAAUUUUUACAUAUUAUAUAGAUCUAUAUAUGACACACAUUGAAUAUAUUGAUCUUGAUUUGGUUUGAUUUGGAUGAAAAGAAGAAUCGUCACAGGGUCGUACUCACAAGAGUUUCUAUGCCUCAGACACAGUCUUGCGUGUUUGUGUGUGUGCACGAGUGUGUAUCAUAUUAUGUCAACACUCCUUCCCUUUCGGUUUUGAAACGCUGGAGCGAAACCAGAUGAGAAAGUUUGAGGUUUUUGAUGUCCCCACAGUCUUUGUUGCUUUGGUCACUCUUUUAUUUCCACGGGACAGGCAAACCACUACAGACUGGACGUCAACAGAUUGAGAAGUGAAUGGAUUUUCUUCUCUUGAAAACCAAAUUAAAUCUUUGAUCAGAUUUUGCAUUAAGUGCACAUUUAUGUAUGUUUAAAUGAAAAGAAGAUGCCUAAAAAGGUUGACAGAUAUCAUUUCAUCCUGCUCUAAAAGGAUGUCCAACUGUUUUCCUCUCCUACAUCUGCAGUGCUCUGGACAAACCCUUUUCUUGACAGCUGAGGUGUCAAACAUGUCUAGCUUACAGCGUACAGUAGCACCCUUGCUAAAGCGCUAAUGUUAGCAGCCAAAGUGGGACGCUGUAACUUGUUUUGGUGCGGUGGAGCAAAAUCAGGAAACAACACACACAUGUUAUGUUAAACAACCAACAUGAGUUCAGAAUGAACCAGAUCAUAAGAGACACAUGGAGAUGGAAGCAUGCCCACAAACAUUUGCCCUGCCUCAUCUGUUCAGUGACCUUCUCAGGGCUUUCAUGUCUGUCAUAUCUGCCUGACACGAUGGAACAGGAGGCAGCGAGCAGGAGAGACGGAGCUUGAUGUCAGAAAUAAAAAGUACUACUGAGAACUCCAGACUGUCAAUGGUAAAUUUAGUACAAUGAAAAUUUCUACACCAUUAGUUCCAUUAGUUUCUCUUUUAUAACAAAAUACUAUUUUUGGCCCAGUAUUCAUAUUAAAUCACAGAUAUACAGUAAAUGGAAACUGUCUUUAUUCUGAAUCUAUCAAGACAACAGGGCUGAGCUAAACAUUGGCCACUGUUUAAGAAUGAUACUUAAGUAUGAUUUCAUCUUUCAGGGGUCGCAGGGUUUUACUUGUAUCACAAGAACAUGCUACAGGUGAUAAUGAAUCAGCAGAGUGUGCAUCAACAGUGAGAGCUGCAGCAGGGUGGAACCUCCUUUUCAACUGGACCAUCUGGUUUUCCUAACUUGUCUCACCUCUGUUGUCUGACAAACAUGCUCACAGCGAGUCCUUCAAGGUUAGUCGCUUCACUGGAACUUUCGGAGGGGAUUUUUCUUGUUUCUUUCUCCCAGUGAAUCGGCUUACAUUGUAGAACCAGACAAAUACAGUUAAAAGAAGCUAAUAACACUUCAAGAUCCUCUCUCUGUCAUGAGUGAGCCAGUAAGUUCAAAGAGGUGAGAGAGAAUCACACUGAGCUAAAAAAUGAUAUUCUCUGUGGCUGUGAGCAGGGUUGUCCCCUACUGCCCCCUGGCUGAUAAAGCUAAUACUGUCAGUUUGUUUGCCUGAGGACAGCAGCAACAUGUUUUCAUAUAAAGAGAGAAUGUAAAUCUCACUGUAAACUUUGUACCUACUGACAGAUGAACUUUGUGUGAUCCCGCUGUGACUGUGCCGCCUGUUUUUACACUGUAUCUAUUUAUGUAAACAACCACGUGUGUUUGUAUGUAUGCUGUUCCAGUUCACGUUACCAGCCUGUCCCUCCGUCUCCUCUUCAUCACCACCUCCGGCCACACUGUUGCCAGGUUACAGUCCUCUGUCGUUGCAGCUUUAUGAUGAUGGUGUGACUUUGCAAUGCAAGACGUGUCUUGGUUUCGCAGCAUUAGCAUUUCUAAAGAAGAAUAAACAUUUUUAUGAACCUUU
Messenger RNA from Monopterus albus (swamp eel), 4101 nucleotides. Its product is annotated as vang-like protein 1. NCBI's taxonomy places the organism in Eukaryota, Metazoa, Chordata, Actinopteri, Synbranchiformes, Synbranchidae. Bases 497 to 2107 code for a protein of 536 amino acids. The record is from RefSeq and is a predicted model, not a curated record. Gene Ontology annotation, biological process: multicellular organism development. Gene Ontology annotation, cellular component: membrane. The transcript has 10 exons.